Molecule: messenger RNA, 1923 nt
Organism: Spodoptera littoralis (African cotton leafworm)
Lineage: Eukaryota; Metazoa; Arthropoda; Insecta; Lepidoptera; Noctuidae
Source: the annotation of a GenBank genome assembly
AUGAACAUUUACUAUAAUUUAUUUAUUGUGCUUCUUCUUAUAAAUUCUGUGCAUCUUUACUGUGGACCAUACAAUGGACAAAUAUGUAAGAAAUAUUCAACUGGGUACGUAUGGUAUAACCAUACAGGAGGUUUUGACAAUGAGAAAAUCACAACGGGAUUAUGGAAAGAAAUGAUAUCGAAACUAAAGGAACCCUGUCGAAGUAGGGCUGAGAAACUUCUGUGUGCCUAUGCAUUUCCCAAAUGCAUAGAUAAAGAUGGAGUUGGUUAUUUUGCCUUGCCACUUUGUUUAGAAGAUUGUAUGGCAGUUAAAAUGCAGUUUUGUUACAAUGAUUGGAUAGUUAUUGAAGAACAAAAGCGACGGGGUGUUUUCUUUGAAAAUAGAGGACAUUUUCGGUUUCCAGAAUGUGAAAGUCUACCCAAAUUUACUGGAAAAGGACUGCAAGUAUCAUGUAACAAUGUUGGUAUUACAAACAUGGAUUACAGUCAAGUUACAACAACAUGUUACAGAGACAAUGGACGGUAUUACCAGGGCACUAUGAAUGUUACAGAAUCUGGAUUAGCCUGCCAGGCAUGGGAGUCACAGUCCCCUCACCAACAUACUAGACCACCCUUAGUAUUUCCAGAAGUUCAGAACGCCACCAAUUAUUGCAGGAAUGCAGGAGGAGAGGAAAGUAAGCCUUGGUGCUACACAAUGGAUCCCAAUGUGCGAUGGCAACAUUGUGAUAUUCCAUCAUGUGCCAACACUAGUGAUGAAUUUGACAAUAGAAAUGGACCAAAUAAUAUUGUUAUGGAGAACUACUUUACACCUACAUUUGUACUGUUGCUCUCAAUUGGUGGCCUUGGAUGUGUCUUGGCAAUAGCUUCAAUAGCUUUAUUAUGCCAUUAUUUUGUUAAAAACCAUUACUCCAAAUGUAAUAUAUCAAGCCGUAGAAACAUACCUAAUAUGGACAUAGAUCUGGAUAAAUUACCCAGUAAUUUAGCUUACCAUACAACUGGUGCACAAUUGAAUCCUAAGCUUGAGAAAUUGGAGUUUCCAAGAAAUAAUAUUAUAUACAUCAGAGAUCUAGGACAAGGUGCUUUUGGGCGAGUAUUUCAAGCCAAAGCCCCUGGACUAAUACCUGAGGAAGAAUUCACACUGGUUGCUGUAAAAAUGCUCAAAGAUGAGGCUUCCCAUGACUUGAAACUAGACUUUGAAAGAGAAGCUUGUCUGUUAGCUGAUUUUGACCAUCCAAAUAUUGUAAAACUACUUGGUGUAUGUGCUAUUGGAAGACCAAUGUGUUUAUUGUUUGAAUUUAUGGGAAAGGGGGAUUUAAAUGAAUAUUUGAGAGCUUGCAGUACAGCUACCAAUUUCCCACCUUCUGUUGAAAACAGAGAGGAUUUGAGAUUGCUUGCAACUCCUCUGAGCCAUUUAGACCUUUUACAUGUUGCUAGACAGAUAGCUUCUGGUAUGGUUUAUUUAUCAGAUAGAAAAUUUGUUCAUCGAGAUUUAGCCACUAGAAAUUGCCUUAUCAAUGAUGAUAUGGUAGUAAAAAUAGCAGAUUUUGGAUUAUCACAUAAAAUAUACUUACAAGACUACUACAAGGGUGAUGAACAUGAUGCCAUCCCUGUGAGAUGGAUGCCUUUAGAGAGUAUACUGUACAAUAAGUAUACAUUAGAGUCAGAUGUGUGGGCUUAUGGGGUUUGUCUUUGGGAAAUAUUUUCAUUUGCUCUUCAGCCAUAUUUUGGCAUGACACAUGAGGAAGUAGUAAGAUUUCUUAAGGAUGGCAAUGUUCUAGCAUGUCCAGACAAUACACCAAGGUGUGUGUAUGAUUUGAUGAAACAGUGUUGGAAUCACAGUCCAAGUGAUCGUCCCAACUUUAGAAUCAUCUACCAAACACUGGACAGUAUUCAAAUGAUUUUGGAAAGAACUCAUCCAGAAUAA